AUGAUUUCGGAAGGGGACAUUUGCUUCGUGAACUAUGGAGAGGUGCCGCCAUGCAUUCAUGCCAGACUUGUUGGAGCGCACAUUCAGAACGACCUGUUUGUGAUCAUCACGCCUGACUACGAUGUGUACGAGGAACAGUUGUCUAACUUAAACCCCGACUUCACCGCCUUCCACUAUGGAGGUCCAGGGCUCGGGGCGGCAGUUCCAGCUGGUUUGAAUCGAGCGCAUGUGUAUGCCUUCGGGGCCAUGUCAGCGAUUGACUACCAACGCUUGAUGAACCAGGCAAGGCUCUAUGCUGCAGGCAUCCGAGCCGGUUUGGGCUUGCCGCCAGUACCAAAUGUAGCCCCAGCUGUGCCUGCGCCAGCUCCAGGUGCACCCGCAGUACCUGCCCUUCCUGCUGAUCCACUGGUUUGGGUUGCCCUUGAAAGCAGAGGCAACGUUCGGGUCGGAUCAGUUGUGGUUCCGGCUGGACAGGGCUUACCCGCUGGAGCCGUGAACUUAGGUGAUCGUGCCAUCGUCGACGCCGGUGCAGGCCUGCUAGUUGCUCUCAAGCAGGUGCCGCAGUCCCAGGUGGGGACUAUGGAGACCAGGGACUUGAGGGUUCUUCCUUUGCGUUUUGAUGGGCAAGGGCAACGACGGGCCGACUUCAAUGAGGUUGUCAGCCAGAUGUCUCAGGACGACAUGCCAGGAGGCAAGUUGCAGUUGGACGGGCCCCCUUCCGCCCUGGAGGUGGUCCGUUCCAUGGUGCUUCGAGGGCUCACACCUGUCACUGAUCAUGAACACUGGGUUCGGACGCAUGAGUUGGCCAAGGGCGACAGGUCCGUGUACGAGAUGGAGGUGAUCACCAGGGUCUUGGAGGCAUUCAUCACUGUCGACCAGAUCAACAUCCCCAACCUCAAGGGUUGCGAGCUGCUGGUGCGUCGUUGGCAGUUGAUCCGGGAGGCUCACCGGCUAUCGCCCACCAACCCGGACUACAGUGCAGCUGAUGUCAUCAUGGGUUGGGCUUACCGGAAGGGCGAUGGGGUUGAGCCGACCUUGGCUCGCUACGUGGCAAGCGAGCUGCGGGACCAGGCGUCGAUCGCCAAGGAGGCGCGCAAGGGGGUCGCUGUUUCCUACCUCUCGGUGAUCCCCUUUGUUUUCCUCGAGGAGUCUGCUUGUGUGAGGAGGCACAGGGCGAGGCGAAAGGACAACCUUGACAAGACCAACGAGGUGAUCCAUGCCUUGAACGCUAUGGAGAGAGUGUUCCAGCGUGAGGCCAUUCGUGAGCUUCUGCUUGAUUGUCCGUCUUCUCCCUAUGUGUCGGAUGGAGGCGGGACCGGAAGUGUGAGAGCUUAUCAGAGAGACCUUGUGUCAUUGCCGGAGUCGGGGGCCGAACCUCUUGAGGCCACGGCUUUGAUAGAUGAUCAAGGGCGAGAAAUUUUGGAGAGAUUUGAGAGCACCAUGUUUGUCGGGGAGGACGUGAGCCAUGGUUCCCCCAUCAAGCCAUACAUGGACGACACCCUUAGAUCCUCACCGAAGGCCUAUGCCCAGUUCAUCUCCGACAUCUUCGAGCGGGGGAUGAUUGAUUUUGACAGGACCGCCACUAGCAUCAUCACACCAUUCUUUGUGAGCAAGAAGAGUGGCAAACUGAGGUUAGUGCUUGACUGCAGGGCUAGCAAUCAACAGUUCGAUCGCCCACCUGAUAUCGCGCUCGCAGCAGGGUAUACGUUUGCACAACUUGAACUACCUGAAGGGGAAUCCCUUUUUGUUGCACAAAGCGAUGUCCGCGACUAUUUUUAUUCCAUUGGCUUGCCGCAAGGACUUCGACGAUACUUCGCCUUGCCGCCGAUCCCAGCAUCUGCGCUGCCGGCAGGUGUGGGCGUCAUUGCGGAGAGUGAGGGAGAGUUGUGGUACCCUAGGAUGAAGGUCGUCCCGAUGGGAUGGAGUUGGGCCAUGUGGAUUGCACAGAGAAUACACCAGCAUCAAGCUUCAGUGGCAUUGGCAUGCAGCCCCGAUCAGGUCCUGGUCGACGGGAGGCCUCCGCCUUCUCUGGAGGCCGGGUCUCCUCUGCUCAUUCCCUAUGCCGAUAACCUCAAUGUCUGUGGCACAAACCAAGCUGCAGUCCAGAGUGCAAAGGACAAGGUGGUUGAGCAGUUGCGUAGCGUUGGAUUCCGGGUGCAUGAAGAAGAAGACGCGUCGUUGCGUGUCCAGGCGCUUGGCUUUGUCAUCGAUGGUGAAAAGGGUGAGGUGCAUCCUAUCGCAGCUAGGCGUGACAAGGUCCGGCUUGGGUUACUUUGGUUAUCCAAGCGCCCUAAAGUUACCGGCAGAGCCAUCGAGCGUAUCGUUGGGCACUGUGUUCACUUAUUCAUGUUGCGCCGGGACCUUCUCUCCAUCUUCCGCUCAGUGUAUGACUUCAAGAUCGCCAAUUAUCAUAAACCGUGUCGUUUAUGGCGCACUGCAGCGGAAGAGUGUAGGAUUGCAGCUGCUCUCAUCUUGACGUGCUAUGCUGAUCUACGUAAGCCUUGGUGUCCUACCAUUACGGCUAGCGAUGCUUCUCUCAGUGGCACUGCCGUAGCUGCUCUGACCGUCGAGUCAGGCCAGGUUCAAACGAUCGGCGUAUGCAGAGAAAUGUGGCGUUUCAAGUCAAAAGAUCCAUUGGCCAAGGCCAGGGAUGCGGCUCUGUGUUUGGACCCAUUUGUGCACCAUGAGACUGUCAUGUCACUUGACCCAGCAGAGAGAGAUCCAUUUCAACUCAACCUUGACUUCCAGCAUGUGCCUGUGCAGAUCGCGUGCCAUCCUGAGUGGAAAUUGCAAUUUGCUUGCCGCAUGCACAAGCCAGAACACAUCACGCUUCUUGAGGGGCGGGGGACUGUGCAAGCGGUUCGACACAAGAUGAGGGUUGAGGGCAACUAUGGCAUGAAACAUUUGCACCUUGGUGACAAUUUGGGCAUGGUUCUUGCUUUUGACAGGGGUAGGGCUAAAGCUGUGCCACUGUUAAUUUGUUGUCGGCGUGCAACGGCCUUUGCGAUUGCGGGCGACUGCGUCUUCACUCACAGAUGGAUCCCCUCUGAACACAACGCGGCUGAUGCCGGCUCGCGCCAGUGGGAACAGGAGAAGCCGGCCGGGAGCUCUUAUGGGGGUGUGCUCGCCGAGUUGAAGAAGUCGGUCCCGCCCAGGGUGCUUGCGGGAGCUCCCACCAAGCGCAGUCUGCGCAAAGCGCUCCAAGGGCCGGACGAAGCCACCCGGGCUUCCAAACGCCAGGCAGUGGUGGCAGCGGGCAAGCCGCGCAACCGGAACGAGGGGCACACCUUCCUAGAGACCGCGGCGGUGGCGCCGAGGACCAGCGAGGAGUACCUCCACAAGUGGAACCUGUUCGAGUCCUUUUGCAAAACCCAGAAGUUGAAGCUGCGAAAAGAGGACGAGGUGGACUACGCCUUGAACCUGUUUCUGAACCAAGCUUUCUUGGAAGGAUGGGACAUCAGCGAGGGUGUCAAAUGCAUGGCUGCAGUCACCGACCGCUGGCCCGCCUUGUCAGGUCGAGGACAGCUCCCGCGAACAAGAAGGUCCAUGCAAGGAUGGCGGAACCUCGACCCAGGUGUCCCACGGCCGCCUCUGGCGUGGCCACUGGUCGCCCUGAUCGCCCUGACUGUCCUUCAGGCGGACCAGUUUGUAGCGUGCGUGGCCAUCCUCUUCAUGUUCGCCACUUACGUGCGGCCGGGAGAGGUCUUCGAGAUCCGGCGCCAGGAUCUGGUGAAAAGCAGGUCGCUCGGGCAGGUUUGGUCUGUCAAUCUCCACCCGUCGGACGACCUCCAGGAGUCGAAGGUGGAGGUAAGCAACGAGACCAUCCUGCUGGACAACAAGGAAAUCCCGUGGCUCGGAGCAGCGCUCGAGUGCAUGACAGCCAUAUCAGGAGCAGCGUUGUUUCCCACGAACUACACGGAGCUGCUCGACACAUGGCAUCGUGCUCUCAAACAACUAGGACUGGGGUCCAAGUUUGCAGUGCCUCACCAGUUGAGACACUCUGGGGCGAGUUGGGACCGCUUCAAGAACUACCGCAGUUUGUUGGAGGUCAAACAUCGAGGGCGUUGGGCGGCCGACAGCAGCUUAAAGCGGUACGAACAACAUGCAAUGGUAGCUCAGCAGUUCGAGAAGUUGGCCCCGGCGCUCAAACGACGAGCGCAAGCUGCCCCAGCUACACUGCAAGCAAUGGCAUGGGACAUUGACUAUGGUGAAGCAUGCAACGUACUCACGCCUAAGGUUGCAGCUGUGCUGUUGCAUCGCAUCGCCAAGGGGGAGUUCUCAGCGGUUCAUCUUGGCAUGCCGUGCAUUACGUGGAGCCGCGCUCGUCGCGAUGAUGGUCGUGGCCCACGCGCGCUUCGAGAUGAUCAUGCCGGCCUAUUUGGUCUGCCGUCUUUGAUGCCAUGGGAGCGAAGGAAGGUUCAAGAGGGCAACCAACUCCUGGAGUUCAGUCUUCAGGUCAUAGCGUGUUGUCAAAAGCUCGGCCUGCCAUGGUCGCUUGAGAACCCGCUUACCAGUCGUGUUUGGCUGGUCCCAGCUAUGCAGCGGUUGCAGACGCAAGGGGCAACCUUUGUCAACACGUGCUACUGCAUGUAUGGCAUGCCGUGGCGCAAGGCCACUGCUUUUCUGUGUGGCAACUUCAAUCUCUCGCUCAGAACUUGCGGGGGCAGCUUCCGUUGCUGUGAGCGAUCUGGCAAAGCACAUGUGCAUUUAGUUGGACGAGACAACAGGGGGCGCUGGCUUACCAGACUGGCACAGCCUUACCCCCACGAGCUCUGCAGUCACUACGCACUUCAGCUGCUACUUCGCCUUAAGCAUACUCCGAGGCUCACUUCUCAGACCUUGUGCCAAGCCUUGGCAUCGAAAAAGGCUCACUUCUCAGACCUUGUGCCAAGCCUUGGCAUCGAAAAAGGUAUGCUGGCAUCGGGAAGGCAUGGCUGGGAGUUCGAGUGGAUGAGCGAGGGGACCCGGCACCUACCUUGA
Molecule: messenger RNA, 4980 nt
Organism: Symbiodinium natans
Lineage: Eukaryota; Dinophyceae; Suessiales; Symbiodiniaceae
Source: the annotation of a GenBank genome assembly